Messenger RNA from Pecten maximus, 1550 nucleotides. RefSeq names its product nostrin-like. Gene Ontology annotation, molecular function: protein binding. Gene Ontology annotation, cellular component: cytoplasm; plasma membrane. The record is from RefSeq and is a predicted model, not a curated record. Lineage: Eukaryota; Metazoa; Mollusca; Bivalvia; Pectinida; Pectinidae.
GGAAGUGCCCAACUUCAAACACUAGAGGAGGAGAGAAUCAAUAAGAUGUCUGAGUAUCUAAACCAGUACAACAGCCACAUAUCCGUGUUGGGGCCACGACUCACACAGAGUUGUGACCGUCUCCACGAAGCGGUGAUUUCUGUUGACCUUCAGUCUGACCUUAAGACAAUCGUCCAACAGAAGGGAUCCAGCAUGACUACUCCAGAACAGAUCCUUCUGGACUGUUAUUCUGAAGAUAUGCAAUUUAGUAUGAAAGCUGAGAGACGAAAAAAUUCUCUACAAAAUUACCUGCUGUAUCUGCGCCAAGCAAUAGAGAGGGAACGGAAAGGAAGAGAAGGUGUGGAAAAAUUGGUAGAGGUGUACAAACAGAGACCAAAUUUUGCUGAUCAAGAUGCUCAAGAUGAUGCCCGACAAAGAUUGUCACAGGUGACGUUUACGAUGAAUUUUCUAGAAGCUAGUCAUUUUAAAAUGGCGUCCACACUUGCCAAGUUGGAGGGACAACAGAAACUAACCCAUAAGUUUGCACAAUACUUAGAAACAGCUCGAGACAAACAGGGUAUCCCUAUCAGCACCUUGAAGCUACCCAUGAACCUGGCACUGGAGGGAAGUUCUGGGUACGACGUUACGUCGGUCACUGUGGGCGCCCUGGCGAGUCAGGGUGGAGACACGUAUGAAGACUUCGAUGAUGAUGAGUUUGAUGAAAUUGGAGAGACGCAUGUCAUUGGUCGAUGUAAAGUUAUGUACGAAUACAGUCCAUCACAGAACGACGAGCUACCAAUACAGCCAGGGGACUUGAUAAACAUCUAUGAGAAACAGCCAGAUGGUUGGUGGCAAGGCGAGUUACGAGGACGUGUUGGCAUCUUCCCUGCCACUUACGUACAGGAAGUGUAAUAGAGCCACACAGAUCUGUGGAGAUUUGAUAAGGAGUCAGACAGCUGGACAACAAAGCUUUAACUAUAUGGACUAAUGAACUGAGCUCUGUCAAAAUUAGGUCUGAUCCAUUUGUGAUUUAAAUUUGAGACAAACUUUGAAUGAAACAUUUCGACAUUGGGGAUGUGUUGGGAUUGAAGAUCUCCAUGGAUGAAGUGAUCUGAACCAGAAAGCUUUCUUCUGGGUAUCUUACAGAAUUGACCCAGAAAUUCAUCACAGACUCCCUCCAUGUGAUAGUUCUGACCUCCCUCCACACGAUAGUUCUGACCUCCCUCCACACGAUAGUUCUGACCUCCCUCCACACGAUAGUUCUGACCUCCCUCCACACGAUAGUUCUGACCUUACAUAGUGCUGUGUGAAUGGUUUAGACUGAUGGUUAAUGUGUAUUUCCUGUCCGAUUAUUGUAAAAAUGCAAUACAAUGAACAUUGUAUUCCUGUCCAUUGUAUAAACCACGGGAUAUUGUUCAUUGAGUAAGUUGUCCUUUUUAUAUUGUAAAUUGUGGUUCUUUUCAUUUCAAUGUGUUGAGGUCAUUUAAGCAAUCUUCUGACGAGAUCUAACCAACUUUUGAGUGAUCAAGACAUACAUGAAAGAUAAUCACCUGUAUAAACAUGUUAAAAUA